GGAACUUUCCUAAAAAGCAUGAUAAUUAAGCGAAGAAUACUUGGUGGGAAAGGAAAAAUGAUAAAGAGGGAAGGUAAAAAACAGCUAAGGUGGCGGUCUCACAACUUUCAAUCAUGAAACGACGUCGCUUUCUUCAGAAUCUCCUCAAAACGCGUCGUUUUGACCCCCGGUAUCCGUUGUUCUCCCUCACAAAUAGGAAAAAAAUCAAAUGAAGAAUCCAAAAGGCCUCCCUACUGUUAGGGUUUUACGGUAUACAUCUCUGCGUGCGAAUCUUCAAGUUCCUCAAUCUAGGGUUGGGGUUAGGGUUUUGGGCUCUAAUGUCGAUAUCAUCAUCCUCCGGUUACCGCAACAUCCCCUCACCCUCCACCUCCGCUCCACAAUUCAACUUCCGGGCCCAAUCCUCGCCCGCCACGCGUCGUCCAUGGCGCCAAUUUGCAGAUCUGUCGUCAUUCUCCCGUCCGUACGCCGCCGGGGAAGUCACGAUACGCGUCAAGCGAAACGUCUCCUAUUUCCGAGUCAACUACGUCAUGAUGGCACUCUUCAUUCUAUUCCUCAGCCUCUUGUGGCACCCAGUCUCCAUGAUCGUCUUCUUGAUCGUCUUCCUCGGUUGGUUCUUCCUCUACUUCUUCCGCAACGAGCCUCUUAUGAUUUUCAACCGCACGAUCGGUGACCGGACGGUUCUGAUUGUUCUGGGACUCGUGACAAUCGUUGUUUUGGUCCUUACUCACGUUUGGUUGAAUGUGGUUGUUUCUUUGGCUAUUGUUGUUGUCGUUGUUGGCCUGCACGCCGCGUUUAGAGGUACGGAAGAUCACUUUCUCGACGAGCAAGAUGCGGCCGAGGACGGUCUGCUAUCGGUGGUUGGUAGUCCCAUGCGCCAAGUUUGAUUUUCAGGUUUCCCACGGAGAUUGUUGUUGAUUCGGAUCGGAUGUAUUAUGUAUUAUAUGGAGAAUUAGCUUGAGUUCUCGGGGGAGAUAAUCGCUACAUUUGCAUAUGAAAAUGAUGGAAGGGAACUCAUACUAUGAUAUCGGUUUAAGUGUGAUUGUUGAAGGAAGGAGUAUUAAUUGUUUCAGGUUC
This is a messenger RNA of Vitis vinifera (wine grape), 1074 nucleotides long. Its product is annotated as PRA1 family protein E. The transcript has 2 exons. Bases 318 to 884 code for a protein of 188 amino acids. NCBI's taxonomy places the organism in Eukaryota, Viridiplantae, Streptophyta, Magnoliopsida, Vitales, Vitaceae. The record is from RefSeq and is a predicted model, not a curated record. Gene Ontology annotation, biological process: vesicle-mediated transport. Gene Ontology annotation, cellular component: Golgi apparatus; endoplasmic reticulum.